Messenger RNA from Aspergillus melleus, 1242 nucleotides. RefSeq lists its product as uncharacterized. Gene Ontology annotation, cellular component: mitochondrion. NCBI's taxonomy places the organism in Eukaryota, Fungi, Ascomycota, Eurotiomycetes, Eurotiales, Aspergillaceae. The record is from RefSeq and is a predicted model, not a curated record. Gene Ontology annotation, molecular function: proline dehydrogenase activity; FAD binding. The transcript has 2 exons. The coding region runs from base 1 to 1242 and encodes 413 amino acids.
AUGCUAGUACGAUCUUUGCUCGUCGCAACGGUCUCUUCGCACCGAUGGCUACUGACGCCUGCGCUUUGGUUUUUGUCGUUGAUCGUGCAUCCGCGCAUCGCUCUCUUGGAUGUGAAUAAGAAUCCCAUUCUACGAGGCAUUCUCAAGCCGAUCUUUUACAACCAUUUCUGUGCCGGGGAGAAUGGCAAUGAGGUUCGAUCCACAGUUAGGAACAUCAAAGACAUGGGGUUCAAAGGUGUCAUUUUGACCUAUGCGCGAGAGGUUGUGGUGGAUGCUUCCAAAGAAAAAACAACGAGCCCUGAAACCUCGAGUGAAACUGGAAACUAUUCGCCGACUCCUUCGCAUAACCCUGACAUUGAGGCAUGGAGACAAGGCGUUCUCGAGACGGUCGAAAUGGUCGGGAAGGGCGACAUCUUAGCAUUAAAAUUGACCGGCGCGGGCGAACCAGCCAUGCGCGCCUUGCUGGCCAGACAGCCUUUGCCCGAACAGAUGACGCUGGCGCUCCGGGAAAUUUGCGCGCGAGCCGUAGAGCGCCAGGCUCGGAUUUUCAUCGACGCAGAGCAACAAUCUGUUCAGCCAGCAAUCGAUGAGAUUGCUCUUCAGCUGAUGGAAGACUUCAAUAAGGAUGGCGAAGCCGUGGUCUACAACACCUACCAGGCGUACCUCAAGUGCACUCCUGCCACCGUCCUUGCUCAUCUCGAGGUGGCAGAGAAGAAAAACUUCACUCUAGGAAUCAAAUUGGUACGAGGGGCGUAUAUUAACUCAGAGCCUCGGGGAGUCAUCAAUGAUACGAAGUCGGAUACUGAUAGUUCAUAUAACUCCAUCGCGGAGGGCGUCAUCAAGCGCCAGCUUGGACCAUUCGGCAAAGGAAAGCAGACAUUCCCGUCUGCCGAGCUAUUUCUAGCUACUCAUAAUAAGGAUAGUGCUCUGUUGGCCAAUAGAUGGUCCGAUGAGCAGGUUCUAGCCGGACUUCCUGCCACCAAGGUUCAGUACGGCCAAUUGUUAGGCAUGGCUGACGGGGUGAGUUGUCGACUGUUGCAAAUUGGAAAUGACGGCGACAACACUGCCGGUCGAGCAGCCCCGGAGGUUUUCAAAUGUCUCAGCUGGGGGUCUCUAGGGGACUGUCUGUCUUAUUUGCUGCGGCGUGCUGUGGAGAAUCGAGACGCGGUUGAGCGCACAAAGGAGGAAUAUCUCCAGGUCCGGCGAGAGGUUCUUCGUCGGAUCCGAAAGAGUAUAAAGUGA